CCACCUGAAAUAACCUCAACCCGAAGGUUUUCCUGGAGCCCCCUGACCCUCCACCAGCGACCAACCACCUCCCGGUACCUCUCAAAAAAAUUUCACCUCCAAGUCUUCGAGAAAGUCGGAGAAAUUGUCACCCAUAAAAUUUCAAUUGCCGCGCAAUUUUUUGUGCAUUGAAGAUGCAUGUGUCGGUGUGAGUGUUCUGAGUAGAACCGUAGCGGGGCACUGUGCGUGGUCGUUGCGAAUGGCCGACGAGAAAAACCGAGGAAGGAUGGAGGAUAACAAUCAAGGCUGAUUCAGUGGGCGAAAAAGCCGAGUCGGGCUUGAAGAUGUCUGAGCCAGAGGAGAGUCCGGCUGUGCCGGAUAGUACCACCAGGGAGCAACGCCUUGGUUUCUCCCACGGUGAGGAUGUCCUAUUGCAGCAUAAAGAUGGAAAAUACUACCUUGGUACAAUCGUCGAGGUCGAUUUGUCCCGUGAUAGAUGUCUUGUUAAAUUUCUCGACAACACAUCAGCCUGGUCGACAGCCAAGGAGCUCACCAAGCUCGCUAUGCCAGAUACCGACGUUAUGUGUGUACUGUGUAAAAAAUCACAGCCAAAAUGUGAUAAUGAUAUUCUCGUUUGCGACAAGUGUGGCAGGGGCUACCACCAGCUGUGUCAUCAGCCUCACGUCUCCAAGGAAGACGCAUCACCAGAUUCUCACUGGAUGUGCAAGAGGUGCGUUGAUUGUCAGCCGAGGGUGCGGGAGCCUGAAAAUCCCAAGAAUUCGAUGAUCAAGGCGAAUAUCCGGAAGGUCUGCAGUGGAAGGGAUCAGCCAGAGCCACCACCUCAGGAUCUCACGAAAUUACCUUACGAUCCUGCAAUGCUUACCUGGGAUGCACAUCAUAGAGUCAAUGCUGAGCAGAUUUACUGCUACUGUGGACUCAAUGGUGAGUGGUAUACUCAAAUGUUGCAGUGUGCCAGAUGUAAGAUGUGGUUUCAUGAGAAAUGCGUUAGCUGUCUCACUCAUCCACUCUACAGUGGUGACAGGUUCUACGUUUUUGUAUGCUCUACCUGCAAUUAUGGAAACGAAUUCGUUCGUCGACUUGAGCUCAAGUGGGUGGAUCUCGUGCACCUGAUGCUGUACAAUCUCACUGUUUACAAUGCCAAGAAAUAUUAUGAUCUUGACACUGUUAUCAUACCAUAUGCCAUGGAGAACUGGAACUCGUUGCAACUACCUCCUAAUAUUUUCGAAGCCACUGCAGCAACACGUCGUCAAUCAAUUCUUCAAAUUCUCUGCAACAACAGGAACAGAUUUAAAUGUGGUCGUGAAAUAAAGAAACGUACAACGAUAUGGGGUCUCAGGGUUAGAUUGCCACCGCCAUGUCCAGUUGUCAAUUUGCCAUCAACUGGGCUCGUUGAUGAUUCAGUCUUGAGGAGGUGUUGGGGUGGAAAUAAAAGACUGCAGUAUCUUCUACCACCAGAAAGUUCGAUAACAAUGGCAGAAUGUACAAAGCCACCAAGUCCAAUGAAGCAGAGCCCUGAGAACGUUGAGAUUUCAGUUAAUCCAUCGGACUUAGUGAUGCGAGGUACUGUUUUCCAAAAUACUGAGGCUGACCAGAGUACGUGUCCAAGUCCAAACUCUCAGGAACCAUCUACACAGUCACUGCGUGACAGGUACAGUGGUGGUGGAUUUGUUAAAAAGUCGUUCCCCUUUCCAAAAUUAAGUUUGCAACGACGAAGAAGAUUGAUGGCACUCGGCAGUUCUCGUGAAAGAAUGCUGAGGAAACACAAGAAACGGGAAAAAGGCUGUGUUGAUACUGCCAAGGCGCAGGGUGUGAGGGAAGCCAGAUACAGGAAGGCGAGGAAACUUCUCAAAAAUGCAAUCGCGAAGAGUAAAACAAGAUCUCCAGAGGUGUCCGACCUGCCUCCAACCCCUCCCACGUCAGUGUCAGGACCACCAACGCCCCCAGCAACGACCUCAGCGAUGAGUGAGCUGUCAGUGCCAAGUUCGGUUGACCUGAUGCACCCGCUGCCCCCCUCGACCCCAGCAGACACCAGCGGAGACGAGACAAGCUCUCGCGGCACCUUAGAUUCAUUCAUCCCCCCUCCAAAGGACUUCGAGGGCAAAAACAACCCCUUCCGAAACCUGAGUGAUCUCCUUGGGACGCCUUGUACACCAGGCCAGAGCACCUCCAGCACUCCUUUACCCUAUAGUCAACCUCCCAUCACACUACCCCUUCCCCUGACCCCAGUGAUAUCCCAACCUCCAAUAGUCAGGCCUGCAAAGCGUCAAUUAUCAGAAAAGGACAUAAUAAUCGAUAGAAAUGGACAGGUAAAGAGAAGAAGACAGCAUCGUCGAGGUCGUCCACCCCAGCAGCCCCAACAGCAACAGUUCCCGACGACUGCCAGCAAAACAGCUGCAAUUCUGCCAGCGCGCAGUAACGAGGUCAAGGGGGACUUCGUCAGGAAUCUCAGAAGUUCCUUCAACACCUCCUCCAGCAGCACCAAUAGCCAAAUACCCAAUUGUGUGGAUUAUGCUCUCAAUGGGCGAAGGCUGCGACAACGACAGACAAAUGAGAAACUUCUUCCGCCUGACAGUCAGGCCAAAAGAAAUGCACCAACAUCUCCAAAAUGCUCACCUGUCAAACAGAGCGCUCCGGAUAUAUCCAUGGAUGAUCUCAAAUCCUCUGUCAACAUGUACUUUGGUGCUGCCAACAGAAUAGCCUCUGGAGAGAAGUUCGUCGUCAGGGCGAAGAGAAUUGGCCCUCAGGGACAGCUACAGUAUCUUAUUGAGUGGGAAGGGCCUAAAACAUAACGGUAAUUUUUUUCGUUAUUAUUGGGAUUUUGGAGACUGUCAAUUGUGGGAGAUUUUUUUUUUUUUUUUGGAACUUUGCACUGCCCGUUUCAGGAGGGGAGGAUGGAAUUGAUGGUGGAAUUUUUAGGAGGCGAGCCCUCAGUCCUGAAUUUAACCAGCAUCUCAGAAUACUGAAAAUAAUUUCUGUAAGCAAUGGAAAUUAUUUUUGGGACGAUUACGCCGUCCACGUUUGCUGAAUCGUAUCGUUUGUGAAUAUAAUGUAGGGAUACGAGGGUCUGGUGAAUCAGUGAAUGUGUACCGCGUUUCUUUGUCUGGGGAAUGAGACAAAUUAUUGCACUCUAACUGGAGUAGAAAAUCAUAGAAAGGUUUAGGAAUUCUUUGGGUUUUUUCAAGGGAUGAGAGGAACUGGUCCAGUCAUUGGCACUGACUUGGACAACGCACUGGGGAUAUUUUUGGAUAAUUUAGACACAAGAUUUAUUGAUACGAAUGCAGAAUUCCCUGCGACACUUAUUUUUUCAAUGGCAAUAUGAGAUGAAAUAAUAUUAGGUGUAGUUCAACUGCAACUGCGUCUCUCUUGGUGUUCUCGAGGUCUCACUACAGAAUCUUUUCCGGAGAGUCUUGGAGAAAUGUCUUCGGGGAAUCCAGUGGGAGAAGCUGCUGUGGCCUUGCUCACUACACAGCUUAAAAAAUUGUACUGAAUUUUCUGAAGAACUGCCCCGAGUCCGUAGUGAGACAAUACUGAUUUUUUACUAGUAGAUAAAUUAAAAUUUUAGAUUUGCCAUGAACUUAUCAAUUUUCUUAGAUCUCUGUCGUCUAGCUCAAUUUAAAUUUACUACUUCUCUGGAAAUUCUCAUAAUUCGAAGACAUGAUAAAUUCAGUAACAAUUUUUUAACGGUGUACAAGACUAAAAACUCAAGAGAAUAAUACUUACCUGUCUCAGAAUCACUUCGAAUAUACAGAUGGACGAUACUUUCAUUUAAUCCGAUCAGAAACUAAUGUAGAAUUGUCCUCUUGGAACGUAGAAUUGUCCGAUAACGAAAUUACUCACCUGACAAUUAAGGAUUAUCAAGUCGGUGGUGACAAGAGCUUAUUAGAAAAUUAAAAAAAAAAUAUUUCUACGUGCGAAUGGUGUAAAUUGAGUUUUGUUACGAUAUUUCCCAUUCAUGACAAGAAUUAAAUCCAUGAUUAAACGACUUCAUUUAUCAAAACUGUUGGAUUAUUUACAAUAAUUUUGAUAACAACAGCCUCUGAAUUCUCAACACUGGGAAUCUUUAUUCAAUAUUAGGUGAAAUUUCUCGGUCAAUUUCUCAUUACUCUGAACAAAUAUUGAGAAUUCAGAUGAAUUGUUGUCUGAAUGUUACAAUUCGUCUUGAAUGUUAAAAUUCUAUUGACUAUGCGAGAAAUAUUAUAAGGAAAUUUGAUGCGAAUUGAUCAAUAGUUUCAAGAGUAAUUUUCUAAUUAUCCGCUCUGAUAACAACAAGUAUUGCAAAGAACCCAUUGCACAUCUCGACGUUUGUAUUAAUCGUUCAUUCGAAUUUUAUUGAGCAUUUAGGUGAUAUUCGAAACGACAAGAAAUGGACACUGCCAAACUCCUAAUUUAUGUAAAACUGAAUAUUUAAAUACUGCUUUGCUAUUAUUUUAUGUUAGCCUUUGUCACAUCAAAGGAAUCUCGUUAUACUAUCAUUUGUGUUCGAAAAAAAAAAAUCAAUUUCCACGUGACGUGGAAAUGGCACGUAUAAAUUGUGUUCGUAUUGAAUUAUUCAUGAAAAAAAUCGUUCCGAUUUUAUGAUUAUUUUUAAAUCUCGUUGGGCACAAGUUAUCGUAAAAUGACGGUAUCAAUUGUGUAGCAUUUCAAUUACGAGAAAUCAACUUUUAUUAUCAAUCAAACAGGAGUACACAGAGAAAAAAGUUUCUUGGUUCUAAAAAAUUGUUUACUCUUUGACGAAUUGAUUUUGUAGAAUUGAGAAACUUAUUUUUUAAUAGAAGGAAGUUGUUUUUACCAUCGAAAUCCAUUUUCUCUGAGUGUAAAAGAUUUAUAAAAUUCAAUGAAAUUAGGAGAAAAUUACUGCCAGUAUCGUAUGUAAAUAUUUCCAAUUUUUAUCGACUAAAUAUGGUAAAUGUACGAAGUAACAUGUUUGUGAGGAUAAUCGUGAUUAACGUGUGAAAAAAAUGAGAUGAUGGAAAUAGUGUGUGUGAGAGUGAAAGCUCAAGCGCUUCCAGUGGACACGUCGGCUGUUGGAUCCCCAAAAUGCCCACCGAAAAUAUUUUCCAAAAAUGUUAAAAUUGUAAAUGUGUUGUCCUCAAUGCAUAAUGAUCGUUCAAUGAAAAGUUUAUCCUGUAAUCAUCAUUAAUAUCACUAUUUAAUUUAUGAUUGAAUAAACGGUAAAUAACUGAGUUUAUUUUUCACCCCAGUCGAUGUAUCAAUGGGUUCGAAAUUAUUUUGCUGACCAAAAAGUUAAUGUCGAAUAAUUGUGAAAAAUUGAUAAAUCCACCAUUGAAGUAUCGAUUGAUUCGCGUGUAUUGGUAGCCAACCCCUUAAUGUGAUGUGAUCUACAAUUAAUGUAAUGAGAGGAAUGGUCCACUGUGAGAAUGGAUGGUUGAACGAGGAAGUGAAUGGUAUCAUCACUUUUAUGUUUAUACUAUUGACGAAUCAGUUUUACUCGUAUUUGUAAUUAAAGAUAAGAUUUAUUAUUAAUUUUCUUUAUUCGAGGAGCUCUGCUUCGUAUCUUCAAUGUUGUUCUGUUCAGCUUGGGCUAAAGAGACUGAUAAAUAGAUCCUUGUCAUUUUUCAUUCAA
This is a messenger RNA of Fopius arisanus, 5584 nucleotides long. It is a transcript of the gene Pcl, whose product is annotated as polycomb protein Pcl. NCBI's taxonomy places the organism in Eukaryota, Metazoa, Arthropoda, Insecta, Hymenoptera, Braconidae. Gene Ontology annotation, biological process: regulation of DNA-templated transcription; chromatin organization. Gene Ontology annotation, molecular function: chromatin binding; DNA binding. Gene Ontology annotation, cellular component: nucleus. The record is from RefSeq and is a predicted model, not a curated record. Bases 324 to 2789 code for a protein of 821 amino acids. The transcript is spliced from 6 exons.